GAUGGGCGAGCUCGGGGCAUUCUCACCUCCUCCUAGACAGUCCUCUCGCGCGACGGCCUUUUCUUGAUGGCCGGGCGGGCGAACGCCGUGACGCUCAACAUCCUCCUCACCUCUUCGUCUUCUUCACAUAUUCUUUACGUGAACGUGGCCGUCGAAAAUCGUCCCAGAGGAUGAACGUGAUGGAACCGGAUGACAACUUCACAGACGAAGGCUUCGACAUUGGCUCGUCGACGGCAAGUUAUGUGACGAGCAUUGCGACCGAGAUUCGUGAAGGCAUCGAGGAAUAUGGUCGCCGAUAUGCCGCCUAUGGAAAACAUUUCUAUGGCCUUCCAAUCGACCAGGAAGAACAGGAACGAAAUGAUCUCCAGCACUCCAAAUUCCUCUUCUUGUAUGAAGGCCGCCUCCAUCUAGCACCCGUGGUGGAAGAUCCGCACCACAUUCUCGACCUGGGAACUGGCAAUGGGACUUGGGCGAUCCAGAUGGCCGAUGCUUUCCCGUCGGCAUCAGUAACCGGCGUCGACAUAGCAGCCGUUCAACCUACAUGGGUUCCGCCCAAUUGCCAGUUUGAGAUUAUGGACGUCGAGUCGGAUUGGGAGUUUCCCAAAGGUGUCUAUGAUUUGAUUCACGCACGAGAGUUGAUCUUUGCGAUCCGCGACUGGCCAGCGCUCAUUUCACAGGCUCGCGAGCAUCUUCGACCAGGCGGGUAUCUGGAGCUAUCAGUCACUGUGCCAGAGAUAGGGUGCGACGACGGCACAUGUCCUCCAGACUCCUGUUACCGAGAAAUGAGCGCGGUUCAUUUCCAGAUAGCCGAUGCCAUGGGUGUAGAUGGCCGGGCUGCCAAAAAGUGGAAGGCCCAGUUGGAAAGUCAAGGUUUUGAAGAUGUCCAUGAGCGCAUAUACAAGAUUCCCACGAACCGUUGGCCGAAGGACAAAAGGCUGAAGACAAUCGGGGCGCUCGAAGUUGCCAACUUCCUUCAAUAUUCCUCUGCAGGCUUUGAGAGAGGUUCGGUGGCCUUACUUGGCAAGGAUCCUGCGGAGUUGCAAGUAGUACUUGCACACGCAAGGAAGGAAGUCCUGGAUCGCAACAUCCAUUCAUAUGUUUAUUUUUACAACGUCUACGGCUGGCGGCCUCCAUCAUCGAUUGGGGAUUGACCUUCGCCGUACGGGGACCGGGACGCUGUCAGCUAGCUUGACCCGCCCGAGGCACCGAGAACAUGAUGCCGACCUUUACAAAACCGGGGCCUUCGCACAGCCAACACCUGCGGCUCUGAGAACAUCGGAAUGCCACUACCGCAUUUCUGAGAACACUGUGCUUCCCUAUUGGCUUGAACACCCAAUUGAGCGGAUCGUUUCCAACAUACCAAUGCUAUCGAUGCGACCACUAACUCAAACACCUCCAGGAUCCUGUC
Messenger RNA from Exophiala viscosa, 1408 nucleotides. Its product is annotated as S-adenosyl-L-methionine-dependent methyltransferase. The coding region runs from base 171 to 1151 and encodes 326 amino acids. The record is from RefSeq and is a predicted model, not a curated record. The transcript has 3 exons. Gene Ontology annotation, molecular function: methyltransferase activity. NCBI's taxonomy places the organism in Eukaryota, Fungi, Ascomycota, Eurotiomycetes, Chaetothyriales, Herpotrichiellaceae.